UCCUCUGGUCAUAUUUGGUUUCAAAGUAAAGGUUUUUUUUUUCUUUUUUUUUUUUUUUUGGGAUGUAGAGAUGGGUUGGUGGUGGAGGAUAAGGAAGAAGAAGCGAAUAUCAGCGAGAGGGGCGAAGUUGUUAGAAGAUCUGAUAGAAUGUUGCGAUGGCAAAUCCAAUCCCAUCAAAUUCUUCUCUUCUGAUGAGAUCCGCAAAGCCACCGACGAUUUCAGCAAGUCUAGUCGUAUUUCCAAAGUACUUGGUGGUUUCAGUGAGUAUUCGAUGCGAUGGUAUUCAGGUAAAAUCGAGAACCACUGCAAAAUACUCGUCCGUGACAAGGAUAUAAAUGUAGAUGAAGAUAUUUGCCGGGACAUAGCAGUAUCAUCGAUGGUGAGUGGUCACAAAAACUUUUUGAAAUUUGUUGGAUGUUGUCUGGAGUUUGAAUUUCCAGUCAUGGUUUAUGGUGCUGUAAAGAAACAUUACAUCUUAGAUAUAAGUGAGCAGACGUGGAAAAGGAGAAUGAAGAUAGCAGAGGAUAUCGCCACUGCUUUAGCUUACCUUCACACUGCCUUCCCAAGGCCCUUCGUAUAUAGGUGUAUGAGUCUUGAUAAUAUUUUUCUGGAUGAAGAUGGUGACGCGAAGCUGACUGAUUUCUCUUGCUGCGUCUCCAUUCCAGAAGGAGAAACAUCUGUACAGGUUGAUAGAGUAGUGGGAGCAUACUUGGACUAUAAGUACAUAAUGUAUGGCGUGGUCUCCGAGGAAACUGAUGUCUUUGCCAUUGGAAUGUUAAUGCUAAGGUUUCUAAUGGGACAAAAAAGAUUUUGGAAUCGUGAUGUUUGUGAAAAAGAAGAAGAAGCUUACGGUGAAGGGAAUGAUGAUAAUGACUCUGAAACCAUGAGGAGUUCGGCUUAUCCGUUUUAUUUUAAAUGGUUCAAAUUCAUGGAAAAGCAAAGAAUAGAAGAGAUUGCAGAUCCAGAAAUGACAGAAAAGAUGGUGGGUAAAAUUUCAGAACUAGAGCUUUGUCAAAUGAAAGCUUUCCUAAUGCUCUCACUGAGAUGCGUCGGUCAUAAAGGGGAAAUUCCAACCAUGGUGGAAGUUGCCAAAGAACUAAAGAAGAUACAACAAACAUCUCUUAUUACCGACGAGUACUCCUCUUCUCCUUCAGGUGAAACUCCCCAAUUGAACUCUCCCCAAGACGUUCCUUCGACAGUUCUCCUCGCAAACCAGACUACAAACACAAAGCCAUUGCUUACAUGUAUUGCAUGCCUUGAGGUAUUUCACCAAAUGUUUCAAUGGGUUCUGUUGAGCUGGUUUCGGUUUCUCAGAAAAAAGCCAAGAAUGUGCUGACAAUAUCUUCGAUUCUUGCUUGUAUUAAGACACUCCCUAUUUAAUUAUCAAGCGCAUAUCUUUUCCUUGUUUACUUUUACGUCCCUUUAGUACUUGUAUCUGUGUGUUUUUGGUUUUGAUCCAUCCGUCUGUUUUCGUUA
Molecule: messenger RNA, 1476 nt
Organism: Camelina sativa (false flax)
Lineage: Eukaryota; Viridiplantae; Streptophyta; Magnoliopsida; Brassicales; Brassicaceae
Product: inactive serine/threonine-protein kinase ZRK12
Biological process (GO): protein phosphorylation; cell surface receptor signaling pathway
Cellular component (GO): plasma membrane
Molecular function (GO): ATP binding; protein serine/threonine kinase activity
Source: RefSeq, a predicted model, not a curated record